AUGCCAUUUAGGUUCUCACUAAGGCGGCCAGUGGCCAGCCGAAAAGUAAGCCAGCAGUCUGGCACCGAUUUGAGGGGCUCGAAGGACCAACUCAGCUUAGUUGAAGAGCGCAACGAUGAGCAAUGCGGGCAAACUGAUGCUACAAACGGCCCCAACAACGCCGUCCUGAGGACUUCCGUAGCUCAUGCAGCUUCCCCAGCAGCCACUAUGGAGUCCCGGCCAUCUUCGUUUCUGAGGCGAACUCUGUCGAGCCUCUCCAUGAGAGUCAUGCCGAAGAUGCGGUCGGAUAGCAGCAAAGGUUCGCGCGAACGGGCACAAAUGGGCUUGAAUAGCGACGUGCGCUCAGAUCAACUGUCCGGGGGAAUACGGCCAGGAGUGGAAGCGCCUAACCCAGCAGAUCUUGAGCACACAAGAAGAGGAUUCCACAGCUUACGCCAGCGGUUUCACGCAGCCUAUCACCCUCUCCCCGGCAGAGUUCUUGGGGGGCAGGAUGGCACAAGUGAACACGCCCUGCACAUGCCAAUCCCCUUGCGGCACCUUCAUUUGCCGCACAUUCUUGAGGGGCGGCUGCACCACUCUUCCCACCCUAUUGGGCUCACCAGCGCAGACCAAGAAGCUGAAGUCAUGCAGAUGCUUCAGAACGCCGCGAAUCACGCAAAGAGGAUCAUCCAGACGGCAAAGAGUGAACGCGAAACGCUAAGGGACAGAGCGCGGGAAGAAGCCGAAGAAGAAAUAAGAGCUCUUAGGCAGGCGCUCGAAGAAGAAAGCUUGCGAGCUGAGGAGAGCAUCAAUGGCGCAGAUCUCAUCCGCUUGGCAACCAAGGACGAAGAUGAACGAAUGCGCCAACUGGUAGAGUGCUCUGCGGAAAGGAUGGCAGGCGCUGUCACCCUAUGCGUUGAUCAUGUUUUGAACGUGGAUACAACGCUCGCUCCAGAACGCCGAGAUGCGCUUCGCCAUUUAAAGAAAAAUCCUCCGAGUUUCCUUCGGAAAAGCCAAGCUGGAAAGUAUCCGUCAAUGCGACGGGAACUCGCAGUGCGCGCGCUCAAGAACAGACGAAAUCUGUCUUAUUCAGAUCAUUUUUGGGACUCUGAUGCGCUGGAUUACCCACAACAGGAUGGCUGCACACUCGAACAGGAACAAGCGUAUGCUGCAAUCUUGGGCGACCGAACGUUUAAGGAGGAGGACGAGAUAAAGAUAGAUUUUGAUGAAUUAGAAAGGCCUUCUCCAGUUGAACGGUUUUCUUUGGCGGUGCAAAGCAUUGGGACCAGAUGUGGUUGCCUCCUCGGGUAA
Molecule: messenger RNA, 1290 nt
Organism: Eimeria necatrix
Lineage: Eukaryota; Apicomplexa; Conoidasida; Eucoccidiorida; Eimeriidae
Product: vacuolar (H+)-ATPase G subunit domain-containing protein, putative
Exons: 4
Coding region: 1-1290 (429 amino acids)
Source: RefSeq, a predicted model, not a curated record